CAGCCAGCCGGCCAGCCAGCGAGCGAGCGCCUCUCGGCCGGGAGGGCGCCCACCAUGAAGAACUUGCAGCUGGUGGAAGCGGAGGCGCGCUGGCAGCGUUUUUGCCUCAAGGAGCUCCGCGGCAUCCAGAAGCUCAAGCGCAGGAGCCGGCAGGGGCUGCGCGGCGGCGGCGGGGGGCAGCUGCCGGUCCCGGAGCACGUGCGCGCGGGAAGGCCGGGGGGCGCGCGGCCCGAAAGCCUCCCCGAGGGCGGCCGCGAGGGGCUGGCGGGGGCCGAGCUGCCGUUCCCGCCGCUGCGCUGCCGAGGGCCGCUUUUCCCCGGGCAGCAGAGCCUGCCGUCCAGGGCGGCCGCGGGGCAGCUCGCGCCGCCGCGCGCCCGGGAGAGCCCCCUGGCGCCGCCCCCCUCCCGCGCCCUUUACGGCGGCAGCCCCGAGCCCUCCGCCUCGCCCCGCAAACGGCCGGGCGAAGCGGCCGGCGCCGCCACGGAGAUCAAAGCGCUGCAGCAGACCCGGCGGCUGCUGGCCAACGCCCGGGAGCGGACCCGCGUGCACACCAUCAGCGCGGCCUUCGAGGCGCUCCGCAAGCAGGUUCCCUGUUAUUCCUAUGGACAGAAGCUAUCCAAAUUGGCCAUCCUGAGGAUAGCAUGUAACUAUAUCCUCUCCUUAGCUAGACUGGCAGACCUGGAUUACAGCGCUGACCACAGUAACAUGAGCUUUUCGGAAUGUGUGGAGCAAUGCACAAGAACCUUACAAGCUGAAGGAAGAUCUAAAAAAAGGAAGGAAUGAUAACCAAAGGGUGGAUCAAGCAGCAAAAUUGUCCUGAUGUUCCAUCUUACUUCUCAAAGCGUGCAUGUUCCCAUUGAAAAGAGCAGAAGGCAUCUGUCAUUGAACUGAAGACUGGCUAUGGAAACACUCUGGGUGUGACAGCCUUUCAGAGAAGACGUUUUCUUCUAUUGUUUUCUUCUUAAGCCAAUCUCACGUUAGUAUGUGCAAUGUAUGGACAGGCUUUUGCCUUCCACUGUCCCCGUAUCAUAGUAGAUUGGAAUGAUAUUGCUAGUGCCAAAGAGCUGGUUGAGUCUCAAAUCCAGAGAUUAUGAUCUGUAAAUUUCAGUAGUCAGCAGCAUAAAUCAGGGGCAGACUGAGAUGUGGAAGUCAUUGGUGGCUUUUGAUGGGAUGCGCAUUAGAAUGCACAUGCAUCUGUCGAGGAAAGGGGAGGCAAAACCUGUUUAAAGCAAUGGCUGUGGGGCUAAUUCAGAAUUGGCAAACCUUUCUGUAAAUAAACACAGUUCUAUCUGUCUGAAAGCUGAAGCACUAGUAUCAUCAGGAAGCUCCAAUGCUGCUGUUCCAGACACUUUUUUUCUUCACCUUUACUAAAUUCUGCUUAUUUAAUAAGAGUCAGCUUUUCAGGGUGAAAAAAAUGGUGGCAAAAAGCGAGAGCCAUGACAAGGGAUGAUUUCUUUACAUUUUUUUAAACACACCAUUUAACCCAAUUAAUUAAAAUGUAUAUUAUGAAAGGAAAGUUAGCCAGAGUCUGUUAGCAGAAUAUUCCAGAAAGGUUUACAGGUAGUCCUUGCUUAAUGACCACAAUUGGGACUGGAAUUUCAGUUGCUAAGUGAAGCAGUCACUAAGCAAAUCCAACCCGAUUUUAUGACUUGCGGCAGUCGUUAAGUGAACCACAUGGUUGUUAAGCGAAUCAUGUGGUUCCCCAUUGAUUUGACUUGCCAGAAGCUGGCUGGGAAGGUUGAAAAUGGUGAUCACAGGACCCCUGGAUGCUGCGAUGGUCAUAAAUGCAAACUGGUUGCCAAGCACCCAAAUCGUGACCACAUGACCUUGGGGAUGCUGCAACAGUCAUAAGUGUGAGGACCACUUGUAGGUCAUUUUUUCCAGCACCGUUGUAAGUCCAAACCAUCACUAAACGAUUGGUUGUUAAGUGAGGACUGCCUGUAUAACAUCACAUUUUGAAUUUUAGAAAUAUUAAAGCCCAUGUAAUGCAAAGGCAUUUGAAUACUAUGUUGUAUAUUUCACUUCAAAUUGAAGUUAAAAAAAUGUAUGGAGAAA
Messenger RNA from Candoia aspera, 2055 nucleotides. It is a transcript of the gene ATOH8, whose product is annotated as atonal bHLH transcription factor 8. The record is from RefSeq and is a predicted model, not a curated record. Gene Ontology annotation, biological process: sensory organ development; axon development; positive regulation of transcription by RNA polymerase II. The transcript has 3 exons. The coding region runs from base 55 to 783 and encodes 242 amino acids. Gene Ontology annotation, cellular component: nucleus. Gene Ontology annotation, molecular function: protein dimerization activity; DNA-binding transcription factor activity, RNA polymerase II-specific; E-box binding. NCBI's taxonomy places the organism in Eukaryota, Metazoa, Chordata, Lepidosauria, Squamata, Candoiidae.